Molecule: messenger RNA, 1986 nt
Organism: Neolamprologus brichardi
Lineage: Eukaryota; Metazoa; Chordata; Actinopteri; Cichliformes; Cichlidae
Source: RefSeq, a predicted model, not a curated record
UCUUCAGUUUGUGGUCAGGCGUCUCUGAACACCAGGAUUGUAGGAGGACAGGUGGCCCGCGUUGGCAGCUGGCCCUGGCAGGUCAGUCUGCAAAGAUCUGGGUCCCACUUCUGUGGAGGAUCCCUCAUUAACAGUCAGUGGGUGCUGACUGCUGCUCACUGCUUUCAAACUACUCCAACCGGUCUGACUGUGAAUCUGGGCCGUCAGAGUCUACAGGGAUCUAAUCCCAAUGCAGAGUCUCGGACAGUAACACAGAUCAUCAACCAUCCAAACUACAACUCUGUUACCUUCAACAACGACAUCUGCCUCCUGCAGCUCUCCUCACCGGUGACUUUCAACAACUACAUUUCUCCCGUCUGCCUGGCAGCUUCAGACAGCAUCUUCUACAGCGGUGUUAACAGCUGGGUCACCGGCUGGGGCAAUAUUGGAAGUGGAGUGCCUCUUCCUUCUCCACAAAACCUGAUGGAGGUGCAGGUUCCUGUUGUGGGAAACAGGCAGUGUAAAUGUGACUAUGGAGUGGGAUCAAUCACUGACAACAUGAUCUGUGCCGGGUUAAGUGCAGGAGGAAAGGACUCCUGUCAGGGAGAUUCAGGAGGUCCAAUGGUGAUCAAGCAGAGCGGUCGCUGGAUUCAGGCGGGAGUCGUCAGUUUUGGGGACGGUUGUGCCAGGCCGAAUUUUCCAGGAGUCUACGCCAGAGUAUCCCAGUACCAGACCUGGAUCAACAGCCAGAUCUCCUCCAACCAGCCGGGCUUCAUGACGUUCACGUCCACUGGGACCAACAGUGACCUCAGUGUCUCCUGCACAGGACUGCCACCAGUGCCAACCACCACUACCCCUACUACCACAACCCCUCCAACCACCACCAACACCACCACCCCUACUACCACCAAUCAUCCAACAACCACAAACCCCCCAGCAACCCCCACCACACCUACAAACACAAUACUUCCAACAACCACCAAUCAUCCAGCAACCCCCACCACACCUACGAACACAAUACUUCCAACAACCACCAAUCAUCCAGCAACCCCCACCACACCUACAAACACAAUACUUCCAACAACCACGCUGCAUCCGACCACUGCCCAACCUGUAGUCUGUGGACAAGCUCCGAGGAAUUCAUACAUUUUCGGGGGAACCUUGCUUGCGUCAGUGGGCUCGUGGCCGUGGAUGGCGAGCCUGCAGAAAAAUGGAAAUCACGUGUGCGGUGGGACUCUGGUAGCCUUGGACUCUGUGCUGAGUGACGCCAGCUGUUUCUCAAGCUCCCCUGUAGCGUCCGAGUGGACUGUCGUGUUGGGUCGUCUGAAGCUAAAUGGAUCCAACCCCUUUGAGGUGACGCUGAAUGUGACAAAUAUCACUCUGAGCAACACGACCGGGACCAACAUAGCCAUCCUCCGUCUAUCUGCCCAGCCCACCCUGACCGACUACAUCCAGCCCAUCUGCUUGGACAACGGGAGAACCUUCGCCGAGGGCUUGGCGUGCUGGGCGGCCGGUUGGAGUCCUGGAAGAGGAGGAGCUGAGGAAGUUAUGCAGCAGUUUCAGACCUCGGUGGUAAACUGUGGGAACUCAUCAUCGAGUGAGAGCAUCUGUACAGGCGUGUUUGCACUGCAGCAGGGUGAUUCUGGCGGCCCGCUGAUGUGUAAGCAGGGCAGCUCUUGGUUCCAGGCGGUCGUGUUAACAGCUCCAAGCCCCCCUGCCAGGAGAAGACGAAGCUCAGUUAUGACCUUCACCAGAGUGAGCUCCUUUGACUCCUUCCUGACGGAGACGCUGGGGACACUCUUGUCUCCAGCCUCCAACACCACCAUCACUAACCCAACCAAUGUCUCCCUCACCACCACUGCCAGCAGUACCUUCAUCAACACCACGGCCACCACAACUUGCUCGAAUAGUUUGUUUGACAGCAGCGAGGGUCGUCCUGCUCACUCCUUCAUCUUUGUCUUCAUCCAUCUCCUCAGCCUCGCCUUUUGUCUCCAGCUCUGCCUUUAG